This is a messenger RNA of Toxorhynchites rutilus septentrionalis, 1859 nucleotides long. RefSeq names its product gustatory and odorant receptor 22-like. NCBI's taxonomy places the organism in Eukaryota, Metazoa, Arthropoda, Insecta, Diptera, Culicidae. The record is from RefSeq and is a predicted model, not a curated record. Gene Ontology annotation, biological process: sensory perception of taste. The transcript has 2 exons. Gene Ontology annotation, cellular component: membrane. Bases 19 to 1380 code for a protein of 453 amino acids.
UCACUUGCAACACUAGAGAUGGUUAUCAAGGAAAGCGAGUUCGAUGAUUCGCUCAGCUACGCUUUGCUUCGUGGAGAUAUGGGCGGAAUUUGGGACACCGGGAAGGACGAGCGAAUGAUGGAUGGAACUAUGGAUCCGGAGCUUAUUCAACGAGCCAAGGAACGUACAAUUCGCGCCCAACUAAAUUCAGCCGAUGGGGACACUUGCGAGGUUCAUGACCAAUUUUAUCGCGAUCAUAAACUAUUGCUAGUAUUGUUCCGUGCGUUGGCCGUGAUGCCGAUUCUUCGAUCAGCUCCCGGAAGGAUUACAUUCAACUGGAAAUCGAUUGCUUCGAUCUAUGCGUAUUGUUUUUACGCAGUUAGUAGUGUGAUUGUACUGAUUGUGGGUUAUGAAAGAAUCAAAUUUCUGCAACAAACCAAAAAGUUCGAUGAAUACAUUUACGGGAUUCUGUUUGUUAUCUUCCUAGUGCCACAUUUCUGGAUCCCUUUCGUUGGAUGGGGUGUCGCAAAGCAUGUUGCUGUGUAUAAAACAAUGUGGGGUGCAUUUCAAGUUCGUUAUUAUCGUGUCACUGGAACGAACCUUCAGUUUCCUCACUUGAAGAUUCUCAUCGUUAUAUUUUCCGUCGGUUGUCUGGUUUGUGCUAUCGUGUUUCUUCUAUCGUUGAGUCUCCUGCUGGAAGGAUUCACACUCUGGCACACCUCAGCCUAUUAUCAUAUCAUCACUAUGCUCAACAUGAACAGUUCCCUCUGGUACAUCAACUGCCGAGGAAUACGAGUGGCUUCCUCUAGUUUAUCCGAUCGCUUCAGCAAAGAUGUUGCUAUCGAGUGCACUGCCGCAAUGAUAUCACAAUAUCGGUUUCUCUGGCUGAACCUUAGCGAGUUGUUGCAAUCCCUCGGGAAUGCUUACGCUCGAACGUAUUCUACAUAUUGCUUGUUUAUGUUCGUGAACAUUACGAUCGCCGUGUAUGGAGCACUAUCGGAAGUCAUCGACAAUGGAUUUGGGUUCUCCUUCAAAGAGAUUGGGUUGAUCGUCGACACUAUAUAUUGCUCGAUUUUACUGUUCAUCUUUUGUGACUGUUCACACAAUGCUACCCUGCAGGUCGCCCAAGGCGUCCAAGACACACUGCUGGGUAUUAAUUUGUUAAAAGUUGACCAGCCAACGCAGAAGGAAAUCGACCUAUUCGUUCGAGCUAUUGAGAUGAACCCUGCCAUUGUGAGUUUGAAAGGAUACGCUGAGGUCAAUCGAGAAUUGCUUACCGCUAGUAUUGCUACGAUCACCAUCUACUUGGUGGUUCUUUUGCAGUUCAAGUUGUCACUGAUUUCCCAGCAAAUGCCGUCUGACCUACUGGCGAAUGUGAAGCAAUUGCAGAAAAGGAAUUGAAUACUCACUAAACAAUGUCAGGAGCUGAUGAAAUGCCGAUAGGUUUCAGGUUGAUAGAUCUCACCGAAGGCGAUAUUGUUUCUCUAACGUUUGUAUUCAGUUUCGCUGAAAAAAUAUUUACGUAAAUUGAAUUGGUAAAUUGAGUAGAAUGUUCAUAUUCGGAGAAUGGUUAACCAUUUUUUUCAUUCAACUUGAAACACACUAAUGCAAUAAAAACUGACAAGAAAUCAAACACAUUGUUCCUUUCCACUGAAGUUAUUUGUACACCCAAAAUUGAUUUUUUGGCACAUGUUAUGGCCAAUCCGGAUUUAUUACAUUAAAUGAGUUGAAAAAUAACAGAAAAUGUUCUACUCCCCAAUACAUGUAUAUCAUUUGUAUAAUAUAUAUAUAUGCUAGAGCCAAUAUGAGCGAGCGAAACAGAAAACACAUUUAAAUGAAAGCAUAUGAAAGAUUUUCGUAUAGUAACUACACGGCCAAGA